Nycticebus coucang (slow loris) is the source of this 1604-nucleotide messenger RNA. RefSeq names its product aprataxin (gene APTX). Gene Ontology annotation, molecular function: single-stranded DNA binding; double-stranded RNA binding; mismatched DNA binding. The record is from RefSeq and is a predicted model, not a curated record. The transcript is spliced from 8 exons. Gene Ontology annotation, biological process: double-strand break repair; single strand break repair. NCBI's taxonomy places the organism in Eukaryota, Metazoa, Chordata, Mammalia, Primates, Lorisidae. Bases 456 to 1484 code for a protein of 342 amino acids. Gene Ontology annotation, cellular component: nucleus.
AUUAUAGUUUAGAAAGGGACGGCAAUGCUACACAUUAGGUACAGCCUGCAGCUGGAAAGAUGGCCGUAAAGAUUAUAAGCAUUACUUUGUCAAGGGAGAGUCAAGAGGCCACACGGCUGCCUGGAAACGGCCACCUUAGUAGACGGCAACGUCUACUGAAAUAUCGCUGAAUUCAGAGACUGAGAGGCAGUGACAGGAGAGAGGCCCCCAAGGAAGGAGGAUGCUAAGAGAGCCCGUGCCCACCGAGAUAAACUCCAGGAACCUCACCUGGACCAGGGAAUGUCCAACCUGGACCAGUCUUUUGAUCUGGGUCUUGGCCGAGAUCUUUUCAGCCAAUCCUCGGAGAGGCGCUGCUGCGCUCGUGCCCGGAUCUCUGACGUCAUCCUGGAGCGCCGGAAGCGGCGAGGCACAGAUGUAGUAACCUGAACGUGUCGGUCUCCGCCGUGUUGAGAGCGAUGAUGCGGGUGUGCUGGUUGGUGAGACAGGACAGCGGGCACCAGCGGAUCAAACUUCCCCAUUUGGAAACAGUUGUGAUUGGGCGUGGCCCAGAGACCAAGAUCACUGAUAAAAAAUGUUCACGUCAGCAAGUGCAGUUGAAAGCAGAGUGUAAUAAGGGAUAUGUCAGUGUAAAGCAGGUAGGGGUCAAUCCCACCAGCAUUGACUCAGUUAUAAUUGGGAAGGACCAAGAGGUGAUGCUGCAGCCUGGCCAGGUUCUCCAUAUGGUGAAUGAACUUUAUCCAUAUAUUGUAGAGUUUGAACAAGAAGCAGAGAGCCCUGGCCUGGAAACACAUAGGAAGAGAAAGUGGUCAGGCAGCUGUGAUUCUAUAGAAGAGGAUGCUUCCCAGGGAGCUGAGUCUGGGACAGGGCUGGGACCUGGGAGCAGUCUCAGCCAAUGCUCUGUGGCCCUAAAGAAGGGGAAAGAUGCACCUAUCAAAAAGGAAUCACUGGGCCAUUGGAGUCAAGGCUUGAAGAUAUCUAUGCAGGACCCCAAAAUGCAGGUUUACAAAGAUGAGCAGGUGGUGGUGAUUAAGGAUAAGUAUCCGAAGGCCCGUUAUCACUGGCUGGUCUUACCUUGGGCCUCCAUUUCGAGUCUGAAGACCAUAACCAGGAAACACCUUGAACUCCUCAGACAUAUGCACACUAUUGGUGAAAAGGUGAUUGCAGAUUUUGCUGGGUCCAGCAAACUCUGCUUCCGAUUGGGCUACCACGCCAUUCCUAGUAUGAGCCAUGUACACCUUCAUGUGAUCAGCCAGGAUUUUGAUUCUCCUUGCCUUAAAAACAAAAAACAUUGGAAUUCUUUCAAUACCGAGUACUUUCUAGAAUCACAAGCUGUGAUUGAGAUGGUACAAAAGGCUGGUAGAGUGACUGUCCGAGAUGGGAUGCCUGACCUCUUGAAGCUGCCGCUUCGUUGUCACAAGUGCCAGCAGCUGCUGCCUUCAAUCCCUCAGCUGAAAGAGCAUCUCAGGAAGCACUGGACAGAGUGAUUUGACAGAGCCUGAACUUGUGUCUUGCAUGUGGCCAAUUGUUUGGAGAAAACUCUUGGGACCUGUUCUGGUUUGCUUGCAAACUUCUACCAUUUCCUGAAUUAAAACAUGCAGAUUUUU